AUGUCAAGAGCCAUGGGCACUAGUAUAGUAGACGUAAAUAAAAACACGGAGCUACCCCCAAUCCAAGCUUUGUUUGAGUCGCUGAACAUGGAAAAUGAAUUGAAUGCAAAGGCAAACUUCGAGGAGCGCCGGUUAUACCAAACUAGCCCUUUGUUUAUUCCUCGAACAAACAGCACAGCUGGUUGUCAAGUUAACCCAGUUCCAGUAGCAUCCCCUGUGUUUUUUAUUGGUCACUCUCCAAUGACGAUUGGCCAAAACAACAACGCUGCUCUUAAUCAGAGCGUACAUUCAUUUCCGGUUUUAUACAAAACUCCGGAUAUUGCGUCCAACGGCGAAAGAGACUAUAUAAUUGCUGUUGGAGCACCUCCUACAUCUUCGAUGGCUGAGUAUGAGCAUCUGCCCGUCUAUAAUCAUUACCAAGAUCAGAGGCAAGGUCAAGCCUACCCUGUAAACUCAAACCACACAGUGAUAGGCAGCUAUGCGAUGCCUCAGCCUGUUGGGAUUUCCAGUAAUAAGGUAUUUUCUAGUAGCACAAAUAGAAAAAUAGCUACCAGGCCCAAUACUAAACCAUCAGUAAAGGAAAAAAGAAACAAGGGCCACGGGAAAAGAUCAAAUUUACCUGGAGCUACCGUUCAUAUUUUAAAUAAAUGGUUACUAGAGCACAUAAACAACCCAUAUCCAACCCUUCAGGAGAAAAGAGAACUCUUAGCGCAAACAGGUCUCACUAAACUCCAAAUUUCAAACUGGUUUAUCAACGCUAGAAGAAGAAAGGUCUUCUCUGGCCAAAAUGAUAUAAAUUGUUUCAAAAGGAAGUUUAGCUCUCCUUAA
Molecule: messenger RNA, 828 nt
Organism: Saccharomyces eubayanus
Lineage: Eukaryota; Fungi; Ascomycota; Saccharomycetes; Saccharomycetales; Saccharomycetaceae
Gene: TOS8
Product: Tos8p
Exons: 1
Coding region: 1-828 (275 amino acids)
Biological process (GO): regulation of DNA-templated transcription
Molecular function (GO): DNA binding
Source: RefSeq, a predicted model, not a curated record